CGUGUACGCGUUCCUAGCUUUUAUUCGCCGUAAUUUUGUUCUCUUUUAUUUUGUUGGCUUCCUAACGUCAUCGUCAGGGAAUGUUAGCGUUUUAGAAUAGAUGCUAGCUUUUUCGCCUUGCGUAUUUGAGCACGUUUAGCGGGUACGUUAGCACGUUGGUGCCAUGAAAGGCAAAUGGAAGUCGCGGGGCAAAGGCAAAAACAACGGCAGCACCGUCUUGCAGAAGUACAUGGUGGCGUUGGACGAGUUUGUCAAAAGCAAAAGUGGCGCCGAGGGAACAGAUGAUGACGCCGGCUUGAGGUCGGUCAAUCGCAAAAGCAGGAAGGAGCUGCGCAAGGAGAAGCGAAAGUUGAAGAAAGCCAGGAUGAAAAAUCACUACGAAGGUCAAAAGACAAAUGUGCCUAAGGGCGAUGCUGAACAGGCUGUAGCAUCUCCUGAACAGAAGGCAACGGGAGGCAACAAGAAGGUCCGAGAAGUGCCCACAACGAGUGCAAAGAAACAAGAAAAGCCCAAAGUGGCACCUAAGAAAAGCAACAAGCUUCAAGAGUCGAGGAAGAAGGCACUUUUGGAGGCCAAUGAACAGGAGGACCGUGAGAUAAAGAAACUCGAGCGCUAUUUGAAAUUAAACAAGAGGAAAAACAAGAAAAGCAUACCUCAGUCAUUUGUGGCUGACGGCCUGGACUACAUCCUGGGUGCUCUCCACUCGGGCAAUUUGGCCACGGGGACGUACGACAGCGACGACAACGUGGACCUGGCCAAGGACAACUUUGAACGGCUGGACGAGGACAAUUCAGAUGAGGACUUGGCGAGCGAAGGAGAAGACUUCAAAGAUGAUGAAGGAGACGACGGAGGAGGAGCUGUAGAAGAAGAAGAGGAGGAGGAGAGGGAAGGGGAGCAUGAAGUAUCUAGCGAAGAAGAGCCCGAGGACGAGGACCUGGAGAACGAGAGUGACCCAAAUGACAACGAUGAGCCAACAGAAGAAAUGGCAGAGCCCACUACCGACAUUGCAAAGGGCAAGUACGUGCCUCCUCAACUGCGUGACGCCGGAGGGGACCAGCGCAAAGCAGAGUUGGAAAAACUGAAGAAGAAUGUUAAGGGCCUUGUCAACAGGCUGAGCGAGCCCAACAUUGCGUUGAUCAGCCGCCAACUGGACGCGCUCUACAUGAGCCGCAGCAGGAACGACAUGAACGAGACCUUGACGGAGGUGCUGCUGGCCGCCUGCGUCACGCCCGCACUGAUGCCCGACCGGCUGCUGAUGGAGCACGUCCUGCUGCUCAGCAUCCUCCAUCACACCGUGGGUUUGGAGGUCGGAGCCCAUUUCCUGGAGACGGUCGUACGCCUUUUCCACGACGCGUACGAGCGGCCGAGCGAGGGCAAGGAGUGCGACAACCUGCUGGCCGUCGUGGCGCAUCUCUACAACUUCCAGGUGGUGCACUCGCUGCUCAUCUUCGACAUCCUGCGCCGCCUGCUGGCGGCGUUCUCCGAGAAGGACAUUGAGCUGGCGCUGUUGGUGCUGCGCAACGUGGGCUUCUCGCUGCGGAAGGACGACCCCCUGGCUCUCAAGGAGCUCAUCGCCGAAGCCCAGCGCAAGGCGGCCGACGUCGGGAAGAAAUUCCACGAUCGAACCAGAGUGCGUUUCAUGUUGGAAACCAUGCUGGCCUUGAAGAAUAAUGACAUGCGCAAGAUUCCGGGCUACGAUCCCGAGCCUGUUGAGAAGCUCAAGAAGGUGCAAAGAACUUUGAUCCAACGCAACACGGCAGGCGGCGACCUGAAACUGCGGGUGUCCCUGGACAACCUGCUGUCGGCCGAGCAGGUGGGCCGCUGGUGGAUUGUCGGCUCGUCGUGGAGCGGAGCACCCAUGAUUAGCGAGCAAGCGAAUAAAAGCGGCGGUGAAGGACAGUUCACCGCUAAAGUUCUGGAACUGGCCCGAAAGCAGCGGAUGAACACAGAGGUCCGAAGGAACAUCUUCUGCGUGCUCAUGACCAGCGAGGACUAUCUGGAUGCGUUUGACAAGCUGCUGAGGAUGGGGCUGAAAGACAAACAGGAGCGGGAAAUCGUCCACGUGCUGAUGGACUGCUGCCUGCAGGAGAAAACCUUCAACGGCUUCUACGCCGUGCUGGGAGAGAAGUUCUGCGCUCACGACCGCCGCUUCCAGAUGACCUUCCAGUUCAGCCUGUGGGAUAAAUUCCGGGAGCUUUCCAACCUUCCCGCCAGGACUUUGAACAAUUUGAUCCAGCUCGUGACGCGCUUCCUCCAGAACAAGUGCUUCUCGCUCUCGCUGUUCAAAGUGAUUGAGUUUGGCGAGCUGGACAAGCCCAAGGUGCGCUUCCUGCGUCAAGUCCUGACUCGGCUGCUCACAGACACGGAGCCUGAGGAUCUUGCCGGCAUUUUUUCCAGGAUUUCUGGAAUUCCCCAACUGGGAAUGCUGCGCGAGGGCCUGAAGCUUUUCAUCAGCCACUUCCUGCUGAAAAGCGCCGGGCCGCAGGACGCCGCCGCCGCGCUGACGGAGCGCGCUCGCAUCGCCGUCAAGGCCAUGGAGGCCAAAGAGGCCAAAGUCAAACUGUAACUCCAAACCAAACAAGACCUAUAGUUGUCAUAACCCCCCAAAAAAAAUCACCAUGUUGACGUACUAGAUUGUGGCUGCUGAGACUUUAUACGGGUCUAGAAAAUGGGUCAUCAAAUCCAAACCUUUUUAUUCAGGGCUGUAAAUGAUGAGCGCUUUGAAGCGCAGUGUGAAGAAGUGACACGGCGUGACUAAGCGCCCACCGAGGUGUAUACAGUGGGAUCAAUGGGCUCACUGUGUGCACUCCACACCCUGACUGACCUUUGCGCGGCAGCCUUUACCUGCCCGCUCGGCUCGGCUCGGGUCUGACCCGGGCCUGAACUCGUAGCCGCCGAGGCAAACACGGCGAGAAGAUAAACGCCCCGCCGCCCGGGUCCCUCACUAAACAGCCUGUGAUAAAAGAAUCCAAUUGACCCAACUUUAUAUUUCCUAGAUCUAAAAAGUCUGCACACCCCUCUUGCAAUGCCUGGAGUCAUCUGUUUGUCAUUGCGAGACUGAGACAAAUACAAUUGUUUUCAUUGGAAUGAUAUGACAAAAUCAGCGGUUAUGUUGAUCUAGGUUCCCAAUUACAACGGUCAAUUGAGUCUCAAUAGAAA
This is a messenger RNA of Syngnathus typhle (broad-nosed pipefish), 3159 nucleotides long. It is a transcript of the gene nom1, whose product is annotated as nucleolar protein with MIF4G domain 1. Bases 164 to 2566 code for a protein of 800 amino acids. The record is from RefSeq and is a predicted model, not a curated record. Gene Ontology annotation, molecular function: RNA binding; protein binding. Gene Ontology annotation, biological process: ribosomal small subunit biogenesis. Gene Ontology annotation, cellular component: nucleolus. Lineage: Eukaryota; Metazoa; Chordata; Actinopteri; Syngnathiformes; Syngnathidae. The transcript has 11 exons.